Molecule: messenger RNA, 1461 nt
Organism: Glycine soja
Lineage: Eukaryota; Viridiplantae; Streptophyta; Magnoliopsida; Fabales; Fabaceae
Exons: 3
Coding region: 205-1089 (294 amino acids)
Source: RefSeq, a predicted model, not a curated record
UAUGAAUGAAGGGCCGAGAAAGCGAAGCAAAGAGAAAAAAACCCUGAUUACCAGCCAUCGAGGUGAGUGAGAUCUGCGAGAGAAGAGAAACAAAGGCUCGAGCCCCAAACGAAUAGUGUUCCAUUUCCCCCUGAGAUAUUACAUAUAAAAUCCCAUUUCUACCCAUCCAUUUGGCGGAAGUAACAAAAAAGGUUUAUCUUUAUCAUGAGGAUCCGCAAGAACGCCAAGCUUUCCCCUCUUCUCUUCUCGUCGUCUUCGUGUCUCCAAGGUGGUUCGGUUCCGCUGGAGACCCACGUGUGCCAGUUGAACCAGUCCCCGUGGGAUGUGAUCCCCUUUGACUCUGACUCCAUCCAGUUCCAGCUCGACCACAGCUUCGCCGCUGGAAACAACAAUGGCAGCGCCGAAAAUUCCUUCGGCGCCGUCGAGAGCGUCGCGUCGAUGAUGGAUGCAGAUAAAACUUCUUACCACUCGACUCUAGUGGUUGAUGUGGCGCCGAUAAAUAUCGACGCUACAACAAACAUGACCAAUCCUUGUCAGUUUAAUGAUAAGGGUUGGCCAUGUAAGAAUGAAGUCAGACAAGGGCAAUCAUUCUGCGAGCAACAUUUAUCUUAUUCUCUGCUCACUCCCCACCACCACACCAGCAAGAAACCACAAGCGCAAGCUCAACCAUCCGCCCCUGGAACUCGCCGUGGCAAGCCUCGGGGAGCGGCGGGGAAGAAGGCGGCUGCGGGGGCGGGGGCAAGUUCGAACCCGUAUGAAUUCUACUACUACUCCGGGUUCGGGCCCCUGUGGGGCAAACGAAGAGGAGAUAGAAAUGGAGGAGAAGGGAGCAAGAAUAGUAGUGUUGGGGUCGAGAAUUCGACAAUGGUGGAGUCCAAGAAUGGAGUGGGUGGUGCUGACGAUGGUAUUAAUGAUAAUGUGGCGAGCGUUGAGGUUGGUCCUUCGGUUUCGGAGAUGGAGCAUGAGGGGAUUAUCGACUAUGUGGAUGAUGACGAAGAAGAAGAAGGAGAAGAAGAGGGUGUCGACGAUAGCGGGAAGAAGCGAAUGAGGAAGCCCGUGAAAGCAAGGUCGCUGAAAUCGCUGAUGUGAAGAAAUGAAGAAAGAAAGAAAGAAAAAAUAGUGGGUAACGAGAUAUAGUAAGAUCGAGGGUUGGGGUUCAAUGUCUUUUGUUAUAUUAUUAUUAUUAUUAUCGUAAUUUGUUGUUCUUGUCUUUUUAUUAUUUUUAUUUUUCGGAGUUGUGUUGGGGGUGGGAUAUUUAGGGUUAUGAAAAUAAUGAUGUAAUUUUGGUUUCACAUGACGAAGUGUUAGUUCGCGGGUGAGGUUAGUCUUGCCAACGUGACUGUAGGGGUUUUAUUCUAGCGGAAAGGAGGUGGACCGUAAAAUUUCUGUGUUUGAAAAGGAAAGGGUGUAAUGGUAAAUUGAACAUGUGGAUUUUAGAGUAGUUUUUUUUAUUUUUCUCAA